AUGGUCUACACCCGCCCCCGCCACGCCCGCGCAGCUGUAUUCGCUUCGGUCGUGCUGUGCUUGAUCAUGGUGGUCGUGCCGACGUCCGUUCUCGCACGCGCGACGACAAUCGUCGCACCACCAGCCGUAAACUCCUCCAGGCGUCCAGAUAGGGAAUACAUCCCGACUUCGGCGGGUGCUGACGAUGGUGAGACCUUGUUCCAGCCCAACUCUACCGAAAGGUCCCCCGAAGAACCCCUCCUUGAGGAACCGCACUGGCUCCCCUUGCUGAAGCGCGCGAGGAGACGCAAACCGCCGUCAGGAGAUGCUUGGAGCGGCGACACGACGAUGCGCAUCAUUGGUAAUCUCGGUAUUGGUGCGAGUAAGUGCAUUUCAAUCCGGCUGGGGUCGUCAUACCGCAGUAGAGGCGGAAGACUGAUUGACCGUGCGUGGGUGAUUCAAAAGUGCAAGCGAUCCAGUCCUCUGACGACGAGCUGCUGGUGAGACAUAGGGCUGCCUUCGGUGCCGAGUCGAGACCCAGAAUUCUGACACGGGGUCACUUUGACUUCUUUGAUAUACGGUAUCACUACCUUUGACUGUUUCAGAGUGAGUCGUCGCUUCUACCAUCGAUCGCUAAUACAUCACAGAGACUUCGCUGAUUGGCUCGUCAUCCCUGUCGAAUGACCCCUAUCUCGGCAUCGGGAGAAAGUGUGAGUACCUCGGCACGGAGGCGCAGAAUGUGCAAGCUAACAACCGGCGCUACUCAGUCUGGACAAGGCUCAGAAUAACCCGCUUAUGAUCGAUGGGCAUAGUGCUUGGGGUAAGUUUAUCCUUUAGGGCCCGAAGCUGGUCUGCGCUCGGAUGAUUGCUCAACUCUCCCCUUGCGCCCCGUAGGUCUCAUCUACAACAUUCAUACGGGGAAACAAAGAGUUCUACAUAUGGUCACUAACUCGCAAGUUCAGAUCCCUACAAACAAAAAAUAAACUCUUCCUAAAAAUAUCUGAUCACUGGUACCCCUUCCUGCUCUUACAGCUUCUGCGCUGCGGGUACCUUCAUUUCAAACGGCGACAUCAUCAGCGUCGGGGGCCAAACGUCUGAAAACACCGAGCUCGGAAAGCCGGGUGUCGCUGGAGAUGGCUUCACGGGCCUUCGCGUCUUCCGACCGACGACCCGUCAGUUCCUCGACGACCCGAGGAAGGCCCACAUCCAAUCGGCUCGUUGGUACGCGUCCGUCAUCCGCGUCACGGACGGCUCGGCUCUCAUUAUGGGCGGUAGCAAGAAAGGGCAGUACAACAACGAACGGAAGGUCGAUAAUCCCACGAUGGAGUUCGUUCCGAGCAAAGGAUCUCAAUACUACUCCAAGUUCUUGCAUGACGCGCUCGACUCGAAUAUGUUCCCCAUUGCGUUCUUGUUGUCCAAGUCGGGCCAUGUAUUUGUGAUGGCCAACGAGAUCGCGAUGAUCUACGACUGGAAGAAUAACCGCGAGUACCGAGUCGAAGGACCUCCAGGAGGGAUCGUGCGCACCUACCCUGGCUCGGCAACAGCAGUCCUUUUACCUCUGACGAUCAAGAAUAGAUGGCUCUCGGAGGCGCUCAUCUGCGGCGGCGUGUUCAACACGGUCAACAUGACUAACCCGGGGCACGACGUUCGAGCCGACGAACCCGUCAGUGAUCAAUGCGUUCGUACCUCCUUCCCGGGGGGAACCAGAAUCUCGGGCUGGCACGUCGAGCACAUGCCGAGCCCUCGUAUCAUGGGUGACCCCGUCCUCACUCCUGAUGGCAAGUUGCUCAUCGUGGGCGGAGCCCAAAAGGGCACCGCAGGCUACGGAAACGCGAUCGGGAUGGGUGAGUACGCGCCUGCUGGUCGCAGGUCCUUCACGCCAUGAAGGCUCGUGCUUGACUGAGGUGUGCUUUUCUGCCUCAAAAUGUCUGCUUUUUACUACAGUUGGUCACAGUAGUAUGUCCAGCCAGAGCCUCCGCGCAGGCGCACUUCCAAGAACUGACUCCGACCUCAUCCCCAACUCCUAGAUGCCAAAGAGCCCAACCUUACUCCCGUCUUGUACAACCCGGAUGCGCCCAGGGGUCAACGGUUCUCCAACAAGUUCCCGGCGGCCAGAAUUGAGCGCAUGUACCACUCUGCCUACUUGUGCACGAGCGAAGGGAACAUCCUCGCGAUGGGCUCGUCUCCGAACCCUCGCGUACUCACCAAAAUUGAUUACAAGACUCGGUUAGUUUACUCCCCCUUCGUUUCGACUAGGCUCGCGGGGAGGCUCAUCUUAGGGUUCUUCUUUUCAACUUCGCAGGUUCGAGAUUGAGUCUAUCGCCCCUCCGUAUAUGAGCAAGACGCGACCGGCCAUCUUGAGUUAUCCUGGGCAGCUCAGUGAGUCUAUCUAUCACUCUUAGCUCGAGCCCAGCCUUAUCGCCUCAGACUCUCACUAACCCCCCCUUUUCCGCAGACUACACCGGUCGUUACACCUUGACAAUCUCGAACCCCAUGGGCUGCGAUAACGCCCGGGUGGUCCUCCUCGAUGGCGGGUACGCGACCCACGGUCUACACAUGAAUCAGCGAUUGGUCGAGUUGCCCGUCACUUCGUUCACUAACCAAUCGAGGAUCACUUUCCGCGGUCCGCCGGAUCCGACGAUUUGGCCUCCUGGUUAGUGGAGAGGUGUGAUCUAGUGUCUUUAUCAUAUGUUGACAGUGGGUGUCUUGUCUUAUAGGCCCCGCCUUCUUAUGGCUCACCGUCUGUGAGGGCAACAUCCCGAGUAAAGGCCACAAGAUCAUGGUCGGCGAUGGCUCGAGUGAAUUGAACCUCUUGCUUGGUCCCACACGGGAUGUUGAAACCGAAAGACUGACAUCCUCUCUUGACCGCUUUCAAACCAACCAGACCCCCCCAACUACAAGGUUCCUUUCUAA
Messenger RNA from Microbotryum saponariae, 2892 nucleotides. Lineage: Eukaryota; Fungi; Basidiomycota; Microbotryomycetes; Microbotryales; Microbotryaceae. The record is from the annotation of a GenBank genome assembly.